Messenger RNA from Melampsora larici-populina 98AG31, 2928 nucleotides. RefSeq lists its product as uncharacterized. The record is from RefSeq and is a predicted model, not a curated record. The transcript is spliced from 6 exons. Lineage: Eukaryota; Fungi; Basidiomycota; Pucciniomycetes; Pucciniales; Melampsoraceae. Bases 1 to 2928 code for a protein of 975 amino acids.
AUGCAGACCUGGAGACCAGAGAUUGGAUUUCUUCAUGCUUUAGCAUGUAUGAUUUGCUUCAUUCCCAUUGGUGGAUUCCUCAUCAAUUCUGAAGGUGUUAUAGAAUUAAAAUUCAUUGAAAAAUCUGACCAAAACUCUGGAGCUUUGUUGCCGCAAGACGCGAGAAAUUCAUUGACAAAUGUGAUCCGUCCUGGAAGAACAGACAUAAACCGAAGAAACAAAAAGAUUGUGAAGGAUGUUUUGAAAAAUGACAAAGAUUUCAAAGAAGGAUUGCCUUCUGUUGAUGGACAAUUGAGUCCAGGAGGUUCAAAUUCAAACAACAUGCUAUCGGCCUAUGCACCAGAAUUUGGUCCACAGAAAAUAUCCAAUCCAAGAAGUGUUCCUCAAACUGAUCAACGGAGUGGAUCAAAUCAUCCACAUGAUCUGGCCUCUGGAGUGAAAAGUAAUUCUGGUGAUCGGUCUAGACCUGUGCAGAGGAUAGCAAUGGCUGGUGUGAUGGUUCCUGUUUUCACACCAUCGGUUUUGGAAUUGCAACCCCUAAUUCCAGUCCAACAUAUUGGUCAACAAUACCAUAACAUCAUGGAAAUGCAACCGGAAGUUUUAUUGCAGCACAUCGAUAAACAGAACAAACAUAUUAGCAGCGGACAAAAGGAACCCUCCAGACAAAGUUACAAUCAUAGAAAGUCGAGGCUUUCCAAUAUGAGUAGUUGUGAUGCUGAAAGUGAUGUAUCCCUAAAGCAUCAGACAACAGAUGCAAUGGCCGGACGCUUUGAGCAUGACAAGCAGGCAAUGAAUUUGGAAACGCUUCCAAUGACGAAAGAUGUGCGAAUUCAACAGAGACAUCAAAGCUCCGUGGUAGAAAACAUGAGUACAAGGGAUGGAAAAUCAAAGAAAGACAGCAUAAGCCACUUUGAACCCACUUCAAUUGGUUUAGAGGAAAGAACGCAGAAAGACCAAUCUCCUACCCAGUUUGUCAAGUUUACGGGGAGCUCGAAUAUCAAGAAUAAAGACUUUCAUCGCCUACAGAAGAGCUUGAAGCCAGUAAAUGUGAGGAUAGAAACACUCGAAGAAAAAGAGCACCAUCUGGGUUUGUCAGAACCAACACCAUUGCCACCCGUCAAAACUAGGAUCGAAUCACAUCUUGGCUCAGGAAAGAUUCCAAAGAUACCCUGGAAUGAAAUUUUGGAUCCGUUGAAAUCUAACUCGAGAACUGAGAAUCAACCGUUGAUGGAGGCACCAGAAGAAGCCCCCAGAGGUAAUCACCAUGAGUAUCAAUCAAGUGACAAUGUAGGGUUCAACAUACCAGAGACAGAAAUUCGAGGGAAGACGUCAAAGGGUAGAGACGAUUGGAUCAUACCCAAAAAGACUGUCAAGAGCAAUCAAAUCAGUAAAAUAAAUCUAUCCCAAGGUUCCGACAUCAGUGAACUUCCAAAGCUUCAACACGAAUCUUCGUCAGAUCCCCUUAAGCCACUACAACCUUUCAAAGAAUUAUCAGCAAAGCUACAAAAGUCAAGUAAAAAACAUAAGAAAAAGAACAAAGCAAAUUCAAAUUCAAAUGUCAGUAGAGUGGUUGACGAAAAUUGGGACACAGAAUUAUUGAAAGCCUUGAAAGAAACAUCUGUUGCGGAUGAAAAGAUCGAAACAGAGCAUGAAAAGCUUAUCAAGAAUGUUCAAAAGAGACUUCAAAAUAUAUUUAUCUCUCAAGCUCACCGCAAGAGUGAUGUUCCGUCUUCAAGUAGCCAUCCUUGGUACCACACUCUGAUAGAAGAGUUUGUUUGCCUAGAUAAUCAUACACCUCUCUUGGAGCUCAAGUUAAAGUCUGAAACAUAUAAACGCUUUCGCCGUGCUGAGAAAGAAUCUCCAAUGAUAUAUAAUACAAGUUUCUGGCUGAACCUGAUUGACGAGGUAUUGCUGGAUACAUAUACUUGGAUUGAACCUUCUGAAUUGCUUCGUCGUAAAAAGGCGUUCCUUGUGCAAUACCUUUUGAGAAGGGAUAGCGAGAUAUUCAAAGAACAGAAACACACAUGGAGUCAGGAAGGAAGAGAAUUUGCCACUUUACUACGUUUUGAAGACCCAUUCGAGAUGUUCCUUGACAGUACUCAGGAGGAGAUCAAGGUUCUUGAACAAACUCUCGAGGUGAUGAAAGGUUCAGAUAUAAAUGAACUUUCCAGUUAUCCGUUCAUAGAUUCCAUCAAUAUUAGAAGUAUCAUGAUCAGUCUGAGGAGCCAUGAGUUGGAGAAACAAAGCCCUUGUCGAUUCUUCGGGAAAGAAUUUUUAGAGAAAGCUUGCCAGCAAGGGCUUUACAUACCUAGGUUUCGCCAAUUUGAGACUGCCUUAGAACUUUCUGUACCAGAAGUCACGUGGAAAGGACUUCACGAGGAUGAAUUGGACGCCAAAUAUUCACAGGUGUUGUAUGUUUUGGCUGGAAUGCCUACCAAAUCGCCGAGCUCACCUGAAGACACUGAAAAAUACCUUUACUCACAAGCCGAAGUUAGUUGGAUAAAUUCACAUCUUCAACAAUUAAUCAAUAGUGAUCCUGAAGUGCUAAAACACGUCACCAAUCGUUUCAAGUUAUUACUCACGGCUUUGAAAGGAAAAAAGACCAGACCAUCACAUAAAGUAUUGCCAGACUUGAAGGCUUCAUUGAAUUUGAAACCAGAAUCAAACGUAGAACUCAUUUCACGCGAUGAAGCUUUGGCAGCCACCUUUGUAGGUCUCACGUUGGCCAAUAUAUCCCGAUUCAAAACUUGGUUAACAAUCUCACAGAAUGAAGUUCAAGGUAACCGUAGGCGAUUUAUCCAUUGGCCUGAGGCGCUACAGGAAACAGAGGAAGUAGUAGAAGCCUUGAAAAGGUAUUACGAGCUUCUAGGCAUCAAAUUAUUAUUAAAAAAAGAAGUUUCUUUGAUGUCCAUCAAGAAUAAAAAAUGA